Molecule: messenger RNA, 999 nt
Organism: Pestalotiopsis fici W106-1
Lineage: Eukaryota; Fungi; Ascomycota; Sordariomycetes; Amphisphaeriales; Sporocadaceae
Exons: 3
Coding region: 1-999 (332 amino acids)
Source: RefSeq, a predicted model, not a curated record
AUGGGCGACAUCAAUGUGGACCUCCAGACGUCCAUGACGAUGGCCGCUUUCAUUGGCAUCUCAUGGUACAUUGGAAUUGAGGUCAAUCUGUCGCUGCUCCUCUUAUUCAAGAGACGUCGAGGAUUGUACUUUUGGUCGUGCGCGCUCACGUCGUGGGGCGUGAUUCUGCAGCCAAUAUUCAUCAUCCUCGCCGACUAUGGCAUAUGGAGAGACCCAAUACCAUCAAUCACCAUGAUCUACCUGACAUGGUUGAUCAUGGUUGUUCCCCAAGGUUGGGUGCUAUACUCGAGGCUUCACCUACUUUUGCGCGAGGCCAAGGUACUACGAGCCAUUCGGCUGGUGCUUAUCUUUAACUCGGUCGCGUUCUCGAUACCGACAAUCGUCAUUGGCAUUCUCGCUCAAUCUACAACGGUCAAUGAGUCACUAGUCUCAUUCAACAUUGUCUGGGACAGAGUCCAACUAGUGGUAUUUUUCGUACAAGAGACGGCGCUGAGCAUCCUGUACAUUUACCAAACGCGCAAGUAUCUUCACGACGCAGCUCCUCUCCUCGAGCGUUCUUGGUCCGUACCCUCUCGUGGCACCCAGGAAACCCAGAACAAUGAGCAGAAGAGCUUGCUGCGGCAGCUCAUUUGGACCAACAUUCUCAUUAUUGCGCUCGAUAUCAGCCUCCUGGGAAUACAAUGCGCCGAUCUAUUCUAUGUCCAGGGCGCCUUCAAGCCGUGCGUCUACGGAAUCAAGCUCAAGGCUGAGUUUGUCAUCCUAAACCGCCUCAUAAAUAACGUUCAAAGGCGAGCCAAUGGAGGCUCGUAUAUGAGGACUGGCAGUGAGAGCAACAACAGUGCGGCAAAAGGUGGGAGACAUACCAGAAUUUGGCACAAAAGGCCACCGUUGAACCCGAUCGAGGAUCCCCCACUGGAGUUGGGUCAUUGGAACGGCGAGAACGAGUUCAGAUUGCACAGUAGAGGGAGCCAGGCUCCAAUUCUAUCUCCUUCCAGGUGA